AUGCAUGGCAUGUCUCCCAUGAAAAGGAUGCAGGGAAGCAGUCCCAACAAUGUAGCAGGUCCUGUUGGUUCAGGAAAUCCAGACUGCUUUGGUGGCAAUCCACAAGGUAAUGACAACGGUGGCCAAGGAGAUCCUGAUGGCACUGAUCCAUGUCCUGGAGGAGGUGGAGGCGGUGGCAAUCCAGAACCGGAAGGCAGGUACUUCCGUGCCAAGGCAGAUGCCACAGCCUACCCUACUCUUAGAUCCAACAAGGAGUUCGACACUUGGUAUGAGGCUUCAUCGUCAUAG
Seminavis robusta is the source of this 288-nucleotide messenger RNA. The record is from the annotation of a GenBank genome assembly. NCBI's taxonomy places the organism in Eukaryota, Bacillariophyta, Bacillariophyceae, Naviculales, Naviculaceae.